Leptonychotes weddellii (Weddell seal) is the source of this 584-nucleotide messenger RNA. The record is from RefSeq and is a predicted model, not a curated record. Lineage: Eukaryota; Metazoa; Chordata; Mammalia; Carnivora; Phocidae.
AGCUCCUCGUACAGGAGUACUGUGGGCUUCUGGUGGAGCACAUGUUAAAAAUAAUGAAAGAACAAGCAAUUUACAAACACCAAAACCUGGAGGAGGUUUGGGAAGAAAAGCAGAGCCUGGAGAGAAGCACCUCCGAUGUGAGAGAUGCUACACAAGACACGACCCAGUCAAUCCAUCCUUUUGAGGAAUAUCAAUUAACAUUGCCCAGCAGUUCAAGAACCUCAAGGCUGACUAACCUUCGCAAAGGAGGCCGACUCCUGCAUCUGGAGGGCAUGGCCUGAGGCAGCAUGGACACCUGGGAACAAAGUAGAGAACCAUCCAUGGAAGCUCUGGGCCUUACCUCUGGAUGGAAGAUUAAAUCGCCUUACAAGGAAAGUAAGCGCCCAGGGAGAUGUGUUGGAUCCUUACUGGAAGGCAGCAUGUCCAAUUCUACCUUGCGAAAAAUGUCUCCCACAGGAAAUGAUAUGAAGAGUACCACUCAGGGGACCACAUUGAGGCAACAGGGUUUUCAUGAGGUGAACAAAAGAAGGACUUUCUUACAAGACAACAGCUGGAUAAAGAAAUGUCCCAAAGAAGAAAAGUAA